Mercenaria mercenaria is the source of this 1566-nucleotide messenger RNA. RefSeq lists its product as uncharacterized. The record is from RefSeq and is a predicted model, not a curated record. Gene Ontology annotation, biological process: DNA integration. NCBI's taxonomy places the organism in Eukaryota, Metazoa, Mollusca, Bivalvia, Venerida, Veneridae. Gene Ontology annotation, molecular function: nucleic acid binding. The transcript has a single exon. Bases 1 to 1566 code for a protein of 521 amino acids.
AUGGCAACCAUUAACGAUGAAACAGCUCAGCAGACGACAGAUUUAUCAACCAUGUCAGAAGAAGGUUUACACGAGAUUAUAGAUAUCGCCAGAUAUAGCAGCUACAGGAAGUUGGUUCGAGUCACGACGUACAUACUGAGAUUUAUCCACAACUGCCGUGUUAGUAAGGACAGCAGACGACACGAUCCAUUAUCCGUCAUAGAGCUACAAACUGCAGCAUCCAGAUGGCUACAGAACGUUCAGCAAUCUACAUAUCCAAGCGAAAUAGCCAACAUAAAGUCCAGUGAGAAGACUCUAAAAAGACUACCCAUUGUGAGACAAUUGAAGUUAUUUAUUGACAAAGAAGGAUAUAUACGAUGUGGUGGAAGAAUACAAAACGCACCGUUAAACGAAGCCACUAAAUACCCAUACCUGCUACCUACCAAACACCCAUUAACACGGUUAAUUAUCCUAGACGUCCACCACCACCAACUGCAUUCUGGGGUAAAUACUACUAUAACAUACUUGCGCCAGAAGUAUUGGAUACCUUCGAUUCGCAGAUGUGUCAAGACAGAACUACGCAGAUGCAUUACCUGCAACAAAGUGAAUGGAAAAUCGUACAAAGCCUCAGAUCUCCCACCCCUACCGAAAUAUCGUCUUGAAGACAGUCCUCCAUUUACAGUAACUGGAGUAGAUUUUACAGGUGCAUUACACGUUAAAGAUCGUCAUGGAAACCAGGAGAAAGCUUAUAUAUGUCUUUUCACUUGCGCCUCUACACGAGCUUUACACCUAGAAGUUGUUCAGAAUUUAACAGAAAAAUCAUUUCUACAGGCGUUUAGAAGAUUUUGCAGUAGAAAGUCAUUACCACGUAUAAUGGUUUCUGAUAACGCAGCAACGUUCCAGUCUACAUCAAGAUAUAUACGUCAGCUGUUUGAAUCCCAGAGCAUACGAGAAACUCUAAGUCAGGAAGGUACACAGUGGUAUUUCAUCCCGACGAGAGCUCCCUGGUACGGCGGAUGGUGGGAGCGCUUAAUAGGAAUUACCAAAAAUACUCUAAAGAAAGUUCUAGGUCACAGAUUUAUUACGUUAGAGGAACUCCAGACGACAACCACCGAGGUAGAAGCGAUACUCAAUGAUCGGCCAAUUACCUAUGUAUCAUCCGAUGUCUCGGACCCAGUACCUUUGACUCCAUCGCACCUGUUAUAUGGUCGACAAGUGACGUACCUCCCAUCACAAAAUGUUCCAGUUGAAACGUUAUCAGAUCCAACGGCUGGCAGUCGUUCCAGUCUUACCAAAAGAGCCAGGGUACAGAAACAACUAAUUGACCAUUUCCGGGAACGUUGGCGACAUGAAUACCUGACGGCCUUACGUGAAUACCACCGAGUGACGGGAAACAACCAACAGAAGAUCUCAACUGGUGACGUUGUUCAAAUCCAUGAAGAUACACCACGUGCGCGGUGGAGAUUAGGUGUUAUUCAGGAACUCGUUUACGGGAAAGAUGGACUUGUACGUGCCGCGAAAGUUAAAUCAAACAAUGGAACUUUAGUGAGACCGAUUGUUAAACUUUAUCCUUUAGAAACAAAGUGA